Ictidomys tridecemlineatus (thirteen-lined ground squirrel) is the source of this 2205-nucleotide messenger RNA. The record is from RefSeq and is a predicted model, not a curated record. NCBI's taxonomy places the organism in Eukaryota, Metazoa, Chordata, Mammalia, Rodentia, Sciuridae.
AUGACUGUAGGGCCUGAGGGAAGCAGAGGGGAUUCCCGACCCCCAACUCCCUCUACCACCAGCGGUGACACCCAAGGCCUUAGCCGCCAGUUCCUGGAGGCAUGGCCACCGAAGGGGUCCAGACAAAUCCUAGAUCACCCGCUCCACAACCUUGGGGUCUGGAUGAAUGACAAACAGAGAGAGUGUUCCGUGAGCAGCCAGAAACAGGCUUUAUUUUCCUCUAUGAUCUUGGAAUUUGGAGUCCAAGAAGCUGCUGUGAAAGCUGGAGGCCUGCUUCCAGCCCAAAUAAGACUUGUUGCAGACAGGAAAAAGUGCAGCAGCAUCAUAGUUCCUGCAAGCAAGGAGGGCAAUGCAUACAGAUGUGAGGAAGAAGCAAAAGCUGCCGUGGCAAUCCUCCAGAAUAAGAAAUUCCAGUACCAUCGAACAUCCAUUGAGAAAGACUGCAGCAACCGAGGUGAGUCAAACCAACAGAAAGGCCAUGUGGGCUACAAUCAAGAAGGCCACAGAUUGGAGUUAAACAAGCCAUUUGGACAGAACAUCAUGUUAUGUGCCCCAGAUGCCAGAUGUGGAACUACAGGACUUGUUUUUCUAGCUGGAUUUAGACUUCCUGAACUCUCUCUCCUGGAUCAAGCUGGAGGCCUGGGGAGAUUCCAAAUUGUUCAGUUAGUUCUCUUUUGUGUCAUCAACAUCCUAACAUACCCACAUAUUGUACUGGAGAACUUCACUGCUGCAAUUCCUGAUCAUCGCUGCUGGGUCCAGAUUCUGGACAAUGACACUGUCUCUGGUAAUGUCACCAGAACUCUCAGCCAAGAUGCCCUCCUGAGGAUCUCCAUUCCCCUGGACUCAAACCUAAAACCAGACAAAUGCCGUCGCUUCAUCCAUCCCCAGUGGCAGCUCCUUCACCUGAAUGAAACUGUCACCAACACAGCUGAGGCAGACACAGAGCCCUGUGUGGAUGGCUGGGUGUAUGACAGAAGCUACUUCCCCUCCACCAUCAUAACUGAGUGGGACCUGGUUUGUGAAUCCCAGUCAUUAAAAUCAGUGGUUCAAACUCUGUUUAUGACUGGGUCACUGUUGGGAAGUCUGAUAUAUAGCCUUCUUUCAGACAGGUUUGGGCGGAAGGUGGUCUACCUGUGGUGCUUACUCCAGCUGGGCAUCGCUGACACUGCAGCAGCCUUCGCCCCCACCUUCCUCAUUUACUGCAUAUUACGCUUCUGGGCUGGGUUGAGUGUCAUGACUAUUAUGAUAAAUGCUUUUUGUCUCAUGUCAGAAUGGACAACAUCCAAAAGGAAGUCUGUAGGAAUAGUCCUGAUGAUGUCUUCCUACAGUAUUGGGCAGAUGUUCCUUGGAGGACUGGCUUUUGCCAUUAGAAGCUGGCACACACUGCAUCUGGCUAUGUCUGUACCCUUGCUUGUCCUCCUCUUGCCUUCCAGGAAGUUGGUGGAGUCCUUCCGGUGGCUGAUUGUCAGAAAUCAGCUAGAAAAGGGUGUAAAGGAACUUAGAAGAGUUGCACACAUAAAUGGAAAAAAGAAUGCUGAAGAGACCCUGACCAUAGAGUUUGUGAAAUCCACCAUACAGAAGGAGCUGGAUGCAGUCGAGGUCAAACCAUCUAUUUUUCAAUUGUUCCAUGCACCCAAAGUGAUUAUGAGAACAUGCUGCUUGUGCCUUUUCAGAUUUUCACAUGCUGUAUCCUUUUAUGGCCUCAUCCUCAACCUGCAGCACCUGGGGAGCAAUAUCUUCCUGUUCCAGGUUCUCUUUGGAGCCAUCACGCUCACAGCCAGAUUUGUUUCCCUUUGGACUCUGAAAUACAUGGGUCGUCGGACAAACCAGACACUGUUCUCAUUCCUGGCCGGAGUCUCCAUUCUGGUAAACACAUUUUUGCCUCAAGAAAUGCAGACUCUGCGUGUGUCUUUAGCAACCUUGGGAGUUGGAUCUGUUUCUGCUGCCGGCACUGGUUUUACUCUCCACCAAAUUGAGCUCCUCCCCACUGUAUUCAGGUCCACACUUUCAGGCAUUGUUUCAGGAUUCCAGAGAACAGGGGCAAUACUGGCUCCUCUCCUGAUGACCUUACUGGGGUAUUCUCUCCGUCUGCCCUGGAUCAUCUAUGGAGUCAUCAUCCUCUUUGCUGGCCUUGUUAUCUUGCCCCUUCCAGAAACCAGGAAUCAGCCUCUUGUUAACACCCUCCAGGAUGUGGAAAAUAAGUAA